AGCACGACACUCAGUUCGGUUCAGAAGGUGUUCGAUGUUGGACGUGUGCGCUUGAUCGGGGAAAAUAACGCUUGGCAGCAGUAACUUAUUGAUCUCAACGGUGCUUUGUUGUUUCUUCUCUUGGCUGUCACGUAUACGUACAGUCGGUUCUUCAGAGUCUGUUUAAUAAUCACAAAACUGCCAUGGCGAAUGUGUAAUAAAACCCCUAGUGAAGUAAUUAAUUAAAAAUAAAAGAAAAGUAAACCAAAUUUAACGACAACGAAAAGUGAUACGAAAACGAUGCACAAAUGAAGCUGCCACGACCCAAAACGAACUGCCAACGAGAAAGUAAACCCCACAGGGAUCCGAAAUGGGCCAACAUAUGCUUGUGGGUGGUCGUAACGCUGAUUUUUUCGACCCACUUGGCACAGAGUCAAGAAAAUCGGCGAGUUGAGGACUCCAGAGAGGUGGAACUGCUGCAGGAUAACGACAUCGAGUUCGCCAGUCUCGAUGGCGCCACACAAAUAUUGCCUGCCACCCGACAUUCCGGCGCAGACGUCACCGUGGCGCCACACAGUUCCACCCCUCCGAUGACGUCAUCGGCCUCGUACACCGAACUGCAAGGCGGGGAAAUUCUCAGCGAACGAAUCCUUCGGCGCAGCGAGAGUCCUUACUUGGCGCGCGAGGACCUCGAGGUCCUGCGAGGAGCACGACUGACCAUCGAACCGGGUGUAACCAUCGAAUUUGCCCCCACCAAGGGACUGAAAGUCAGCGGCGUCCUGCAGGCGGUGGGUACACCAACCUCCAGAAUUGUGCUGAAAUCCCAGAGCAAUACAGCCAACUAUAAGUUGGAGCUGCCCGAUGACCAGGAGAAGGGAAUUCGACUCGUGGAUGGGCCCACCCCAGUCGAGGGAAGACUGCAGCUCUUCCACAAGGGAGCUUGGCGAUCCGUUUGCUCCAACUCCAGAAAUUGGACUUUGGCGGAUUACGGAGUGGCCUGUAAGCAGCUAGGAUAUAGAGGAGGUCGUUUCUGGAAUUGGGUGGAACGAACUGCAGGAUACUAUCCCCGACUGCUUUACGAGCAGCCCAAGUGUAGAGGUGGCGAGAGUAACCUCCAAGACUGCGCUUGGACAUCCCGACAAAUGGGAGCUGGUGCCUGUGACUAUCACAACGAUCUGGGAAUCCAAUGUCUGCCCGUCCACUCCGAAACCUUGGGCCACUGGCGAGGCAUAUAUUUCGAUAAUGCCCCGUCCACCAAGGCUCUGGGCAGGGACAACAUCGUUUAUUCGGCUAUAUCGGAGUCGCGUCUUAAGUACGUGGACAUCAUAAGAGCAGGCAACGGCGCUGGAUUUAGUGCCAAGUCGGCAGUGGAGGUCCAGGGCUUGCCUCCACAAAUGGAGCACGUGAUGAUCAGUCACUCGGCCUAUACAGGAUUCAAUAGCACCCGGCCCUGGGCAGGAUUCCAGCUGCAAAAUGUCACCGUAAGGAAGUGCAAUGGCAUUGGAAUUUUCGUCAACUCAAGCCAAGGAUCAGUGCUGUUGGAUGGCUGCUCCGUAGUGGAUAAUGCAGGAGAUGGUGUCAAGUAUGUGGGUCACGACCUGAGGGGAACGGAAAGGAAGGAUCGGGCCAGCAUUUAUGACUUUUGCACUUUACCCACAACUUCGGGGCAGACCUACCCCAUUUCACUAUCCUUCUCUCAGAAAUAUUACGCGGGAUCUGGCAAGGAGUGCGGGAAGUAUUUCUUCACCAGACCAGGAUAUCUCCUCACCCUCCACUUCGAGCACUUCGUCCUGAUGCAAAACGAAACGGCCACAGUGGAAAUCUACGAUGGAGCCUCGACCAACGAUCGCCUGCUCUUCGAAUGGAAGGCCAGGAAUUUCACAAGGCCUCAGAGUGUUACCUCCACUAGGGAGAAAAUGUUUGUGAGGAUCCGAGCGGAUGCCAGGCAGGAGAUUAAUGGUUACUUCCGGAUGACAUCCGGCGACUCGGUGGCCUAUGACCUCAAGUUGUCGCAAUCUACAGUAGAAGACAAUGGAGGUCGUGGCGUUGCGGUCGAUAACAUAAGAUCCAAGCUUCAUGUGCACAGUAGCUCCGUCUCCGGGAACGGCCAUGUGGCCGGAGUGCAUGUGACCAGCGGAGCCGGAGAUGUGAACAUAACCAGCUCCAACAUCAGCUUCAACAAUGGUGCCGGCGUCAACAUCACCUACUAUGGUGGCAAUCGGAAUAUCUCCAGAUCCGCCUUAACGGCCAACAAGGGCUACGGCGUAGCCACUUGGCUGAAUCAGACAUCCGACGUCAGCCGCAUGGAGUACAUACCCUUCAACCAAACGAGCGUGGUGGAGUACUCACAGAUCGGAGGCAAUCUGGAGACGGGAGUUUUCCAUGGCAACUUCUGUCGGCCCAUUUGGGUGAACAUCACAGGGAACCACUUCAAUGGGAGCCAGCAGAAUGAUAUAUUCAUUGAAUCCUGCUACCAAGCCACUGCCAAUGGACGCCCCAAUAUGCAACUCCAGCUCGGUCACAAUGAGUUCAAGUACUCCCAGGCGAACUCCAUUUAUCUGAGUCCAGCCUUAAAUCUCCAGGGAAGAAUCGAGUACAAUAUGUUCCGCUAUGGGUCCUACGGUUGUUUGUUUAUCAACAACGACUACAUAUAUCCGGAGUUCAACUACUUCCCGGUGAAGCUGGUCAUACAGAGCAACUACUUCAUGAGGAACAGUGGAGUCCAUGUGGUCUCCUUGGGCUUAUCGCCCUAUAGCAGGGCUGAGGUCCAGUACAUUCUCUUUACCAGAAACUUCGUAAAGGGAAAUAAUAUUACGGAGGCGUUUGGUCCCCUGAUAGCAGGCUCCGAGGGAAGUGAUGGUGCUGGUCGACUGAAUCCCCGAUCUCGGGUAGCAGCACCCGUUGUCGUGGGAUCGAGUAAUAUCGAUAUCUUCCGGAAUAUCCUGCACAAUCUGGACUCGAUGUACGAAAUCGGCUCUCAACUCACAGACCAAAGUAAGAUUAUCAAUGCCACCUGCAACUGGUUGGGGCACACAGAUGAGAACAAGAUAUACGCUCGGCUGUUCCAUCGCAACGAUCGCUACAACCUGGCCAAGAUUACCUACAUACCCUACCUGCUGCACAGCUCGAAUCCCGGUUCCACUGCCAUGAUCACGGUUUCCACUGUGGUUCCCCGGUUCUUCCACGAGGGAAGCGAUGUUAUCGGCGGCGAGGUUGAUGGCCAGGAUAUGGUGCCAGCUGGAACGUAUACGGUUACUAAGGAUAUCAACAUCAGGCCUGGUGGUAAGCUCAUCCUCCAACCUGGAACCACUCUUAAAUUUGAGCCCAGUGUGGGAAUGAUGGUGGCAGGAAAACUGGAAGCCAGAGGACGUAGACCCGAUGACAUACUCUUCACACUGAAGAGGGAAACGAUUAUAGGGGAGCAUAAUGACACGGAAACCAUCGACUUGGAUAGUGAGACGGAAGCUAUAGACAUGGAAACGGAAUUAAUACCCUCCGAUGGUGUGCCAAGGGUUCCUGUUCGGUUGGUUGGAGGAGUGGGCGCCAAUGAGGGAAGACUCCAGGUUUACCUGAAAGGUCGAUGGGGCACUGUCUGCGACUACGGCUGGAAUGUCUUGAAUGCAGCCUUGGUUUGCCACCAACUGGGCUACUCCUUGAACCCCCAGGACUGGCGAUUACUCCGCUCUCAGUUGCCAAAUGCCGGAACCUCUGAGGACGUUUUGGUGGCCAAUGUCAGGUGCACGCUUCAGGAUCGGGAUGUCACCAAAUGUCGGGCUGAAUACGAUUUCGAAAACACCUGCAGUCAUGAGAACGAUGUGGGUCUCAGGUGCUAUGAAGGUGCUUGGGCCGGCGUGAGGUUCAGCAUGUUGGCCGAAAGGGCUGACUUACAGUAUGUUACCGUGGAAAAGGCCGGGCUCUUCGAUUACACCACGAAUGCCUUUAAGCCCGCCAUCCAAAUGGACCAUGCCCGCCACAACCUGGAAAAUGUGCGGAUCGUGAACAAUCUUCAAGAUGGCUUGGGUAUAGUAUACUCCGAUAUCUAUGCUGGAAAGUCCGUGAAUAACAUCAAGAACUCGGAGUUCUCCGGCAAUAGGGGAAGUGGCAUUAGCCUAAAGCAACUGGACUUCAGGAUCUCGGGAUCGAUUAUCAAGGACAACAAGGGCAGUGGUGUCUCCCAUGAUGCUGUCAUAUCUGCCUUGGAUCAGAAGGAAAUCGGUGGAUGGUUCAACAUGGCCAGGGACUUCAAUUCCUACGAUACGGACUACGAUCCCUAUGUUCUGCCCCAUGAAAUCAGCAACAUUGACCUGGGAACCUUUGAACACAAGUACAUAAGAACCGAAGAGCUGCUCGGCCAGAAUAUCAACAGGAAGAUUGUGGUUCAGUGCCCCGCGGGGUAUGUGAUUGGUAUCCAGCUCCUGAACCCCAUCCACAACCUUUCCACUGAGUCCAUAAACAUCCUGAAUGCCAGGACAGAGAACUUAAGGAGUGAUCUGUGGCAAGUUAAGAGGGACUUGAACGUGUUCCCUGUUACCAGCAGCAGUUACGGGAUUAUAAUCUACUACGAGAGUGGCCUACAGGCUCUGGGAGGAGCUGUCCUGAUGUUAAGUACAGUCACGGCUCCGGUUCAAAACAUACGGAACCGUAUUGUCAGUGGAGCUGUGCCCACUCUAACCAUCCGAUCAACGAAGAUACAGAAAAAUCUGAGAGGUAUCACGGGUAUCUACUACAACCGAUACAUAGGUGACAACGGGGAGUACUACUUGAGGAAGGCCAACGAAUCCAUUAAACUGAUCAACUCUGAGUUGAGCUACAACGAAAGGGAGGCCGUUCUUAUAAGGUCUCCAUUCUGGGAUGUGAUUUCUAGCAACUUAUCAGAGAUCACCUUGCAUAUCAAUGGGUCGCUGAUCACCCAAAAUGGUCAUGGAAUCCGACAGCUGUCGAAGGAUCUGCGGUCAUCCAACAAUCUUUUCCAUUACGUGAUUCAGGAUACCACAGUGGAGCAGAACACCCAUGGAGGUUUUCAGGUGGCACUUCCCUAUGUUUGGCAGUACAACGAGAACUUCACCCACUCAAUCUACUUUGGCAACAGCACCUGGCAAAGAAAUCGCGACUUCCGUAUCUCCGUUUCCGGACACUACACGGUCUUCAACAUCACCUCGAAUGUCUUCAGGGAGAACAAUUGUCCAGGAGCUCUAAUCUCCCUCGAUGGAAUGGAGAAGCGUCUCCGCUUUGACAACAACCGCUUCGAGGCGAAUAAUGCCAAGUUCGUGCUGCUCUUCAAGGCGGAUUCCCUGAGUGAGAUUAUUGGUCAAGUACCGGCCAGUAUAGAGUUUAAUAGCUUCAAGGGAAACAAUAUCGUGACCAUGACCGCUAACUACAGGAACCAAUACAUGAAGGCUGCCAGGAGAAUUAGAAAGCAACACAAGUUGCCCACUUCCGUGAUCCGAUUGGAUGGAGUCCAAAAUGUCCGGCUGUACCGCAAUCUGAUAUCUGAAAACGAAAUGGACUACAACCUUGUGGCAGGUGUGAGAUCGGCCAGGUUGAACAACUACUUUGAGGCCAAGGAGAACUGGUGGGGCACUAAGGACACCGCCUUCAUAGAGGCCAAGAUCUUCGACUUCGACAACUGGAACGAUCAUGCCGAUGUGAUAUACCAACCUUUCCUCAUCGAAGACAACUACGAUGCCAGUGUCUCUGUGGUGGUUCCUUUCAACCAAGAUCAGGAGAUUGACUUAUCCAGCUACAGAGGCGGCAGGGUGUACAAGGACCUGACAUUGACGAAACAGAGUACACCCUACUAUAUAUCCUCUGACGUUACAGUGAUGCCAGGAAAAACGCUGACCAUUAAUCAUGGCGUCACCAUGGAAUUUGAACCCAACGUGGGAAUACUAGUUUUGGGUACACUCUUGGCCGUUGGAUAUAAGGAAUCUCCCAUAGUGAUGAGACCCUUUAGAAAUGCCACCCGGGAGUCUCUGAUCGAUGCUCAACCCAAGAAGCGGGCUCUGGAGGAUAUGAGUGCCCCUCUGACCGAGUUCGACUCCAUUAGACUGUGCACCAGUGUCAAUAACUGCACAGGAGAUACCGACGGAAUGUUUGGGUUGAAUGAAGGAUUCCUGGAGUACUUCAACCACACCACCCUCCAGUGGGUUCCCAUCUGCGAUAGCAGGUUCACAGAGAGAAACGCCCAAGUUGUUUGUCGGGAACUGGGUUACGAUCCCCUGAAUGUCUACUAUGGCCAUGAUCGAAGGAUAGAGUUCCACACCAACUCACUGACUCGGAUCUGGUCGUGGGUCCAACCACUCGAGUGCCGAGGCGAUGAGGAACGAAUGGAAGACUGUGCCGAGCGACUGAAUGGCCAACUUUACGGACAUCGCCACGAAUGCCGUUGGGAUGAUGUCUUCGUCUUCGUCAGCUGCAAUAGCAUGGCCGAUGAUGAGGUGUAUUGGGGUGGCAUAAGGUUCGCCAACUCCAAGUUCGAGGAGAUCCAGUACGAACAUCGUUUGCACAACACCAGGUCACAUGCGAGGUUGCCUCUGAGGGAAAGUCAGCUGGAGUUUGUGAGGAUUGAACAGGCUGGCAUACUCCACAACCACAAAGCAGCCGCCAUCCAAGCCAUCCACAAGAACCCGUCCAUAACCUCGGUGAGCAUUGAGAACUCAGCCAAUCAUGGCAUCAACAUGAUUGCUCCCAGUGGAAAACUGAACUUGAAUCAUCUGAACAUCAACAAGACAUUGGGAACCGGUAUAAGCAUUGUGUCUUUGAGUGGCGAAGGUCGCGACAGCGAUGAGUCUAGUUUUUCCCCCUUAAAGAAGUUAGAUCUUCCUUAUAAACUCUUCUCUCUGGUGGACAUAUGCGAUCCCCAGAAGGUGCUGACCAUCGAGGAGCGCAUGCUGGUCUACUACAAGUACGACAACAAUCCUGUCAACUGCGUAAAGAUCUUCACCUCCGCUUUCCGAGCCAAGCCAAUUGGCUUCAGGUUGCUGCAGUCCAAUCUGUUCAAUCACUCCAAGUUGUAUGGCAGAACCGAUUUCAUAAAGCUUUUUGACGGGGAUAUCUACAAUGUGACUGCCACUUAUCUGGGCAAGAUCGAAUCUGAUACCGAUAACCAAAGAUCCUUCUUCAAGACCAAGGGCCCAACGAUGAGUCUCCAACUGGUGGCCAGUGGUGCUCCCGAAACACAUGGUUUCAUAGCCGAGGUCGUGACUGUGCCCAUUUCCACUUUGGGUCAAUAUCGCGAUGCUCUGCACAAUAUCACGGAUACUCAUAUCUCAGGUGCGAUGAAGGGGGCGGUUACCUAUGCCUCUGCCGGUGAGGUCACGCCCACUUUGACCUUAAUAGGCAAUCGGAUAGAGAAGAACUGCCGGCAAUUAUACGGCAAUUUCUCGACCUGCACUUCAGCCCUUAACUUGGAUGUGCAGAACAUGAAUUCGUUGUACUUUAUGAACAACCUGGUCACAGAGAACCAAGGAGGUCUGCGCAUCCGAGCUGAUUCCCGGGGGUCGGCUACCUCACUCCGAGGCUUCGUCCAUCACAAUCUCUUCAUGAGGAAUCGCAAUCGCCCUGCUCUCUACGUGGAGGGACGACAGUCCUCGCCGUACCAGGAAGUAGAGCUCUAUCGCAACUACUUUGCCCAGAAUAUGGCUGGCUAUGAGGAUGUGAUCAGACUAUGCCAAGUGGUGUCCAACUUCAGCUACAACUACGUGCACAGCAAUGUGGGAGGAAGGAUUAUGGAGGUUUCUGGUUUCGAAAAGGUGCGGCUGCAGAUCUAUCAGACCACGGCUCACAACGGUUUCUACAGGAACUUUGCCACCAACUGGAUGACUAGAGCAACCAUUGUGGCGGGAACUGCCGGCCAGCAGUAUGUGGAUAAUAUUUUCGAGAACCACGAGAACGACUAUGAGCUGCUAACCGUUAAUAACUCCAUUUUGAGUUUUGACUAUGAAAACAGGACCUUUGAAACCUGGAGCUCUAAGAUCGAUGCCCGUCACAACUAUUGGAGCUAUAAUAACACCAUCUCGGUGCAGUCUCGUAUUAGAGAUAAGUCAGAUGAUCCCAAGCUGUUGGAGGUCCUUGCUGUGCCCUUCCAAAUGAACAAUGAGACUAUCCUGGAUGGGAAAUGCCCUCCGGGCUGGGCUCUGGUCCAUGACACCUGCUUCACCUAUGUGGGAGCUCCCAUGACUUUCCACGAGGCUCGAGACUUCUGUCGCUCGGAGAACUCCACGAUGCCGUUCAUUCGGACGGAUAAGACAACGCUGUGGAAGUACCUGCAAAGCCAGAUGAGGCACUUGAAGUAUCCGGAUAAGGUGUGGAUCCAGGACUACAAUCACAUCGAGCGCUGCACGAGCUUCGUCUUUGGGGAAAUAGAGCUGGAGGACUGCGACAAAGAGCGCGGUUUCAUAUGUGAAAUGGAUCCUAGGGUGAUCAUUGAUCCUUUAUCCUGGCGUGCGGACAUCUUUGCCAUCAGUAUUAUCUCAGCCUUUGUCCUCGCCAUCAUCCUGCUGAUCCUGGUGGCCUUCUGCUGGUUCGCCAAGUCGAAGCAUCGCCAUGUGCAGCGACUCCAGCGAAGGAACAGUAUCCGGCAGAGCCUGCGCAGUCUGAACAGCAUCGAUCCGCAGGGCUCCCUCCGCAGAAGACCCAAUUAUAACAUGUCCAGCAAUGGUACUUUGUCCAAGAGCCAGGACUACAAGCAGAUGGUGGCCAAUGGCUCCAUCGACUCCAUGGACAAAAGUGUGCUGAGCUCGGAGGCUGGCAGCUUCGAGGGCUACGAGCAGAAGCCCCAUUACAAUGAGUAUGUGAAUCAGAAUGCUCUGAGACCAGUUCAGCCUGCUCAGGAUCAUCAGAGUCACAAGGUGGCCACCAUCUCCAAGGCGAGUGGCCAUCGAGCCAGAGCCGCUGCUGCUGCAGCUGCCGCCUUGGAGCCAGACGCCUUUGAGUUGAGCUACCGGAACGAGGGCUUCCGGGACAAUUCCACCUACGGCGGAGGCACUCGUGCCAAUUCCGUUAGCACCAGUGUGGCCGAGGACACACCAAUCAUACAUCACACAGACCAGGAGGUCGACGAGGGCGGCUCCGAUUACUAUGGCAAUGCCAGCACCUUACCCCUUCGAACGGAAGGCGGUGGCAGCACUCCGGGCGGAAGGCGCGGUCAGCCUGGCCUGGCCUUCCUUAGCGAACUUAAGCAGAAUCUUCCGGAGUACCAGAGGAGCUCGCACAGCAGCUUUAUGCCGCAGCGCAGUAGCGGCGAUUCCCUGCCCUUCGAUCAAAAGAUUGAUCAGUUUAACUACUCCACGGAGUCCUCACUGUACCGACCAGCUCCGGCGGUUCCCGUUAGUCAGCAGGCAACGCCAGCGGACAUGCGGCGUCCGGACUCCUACUAUACUGCCGUCAGGAGUAGCAAAGCCCCAGUUUCACAUUACCGAACGCCGAGGCCACUGGCACAGCCACCGGCAGCGCCAAAUGUGGCGCCACCAACGCACUCACGCCCCAAGACGGUUUACCAAACGGCAUCCGAGGAGUCCUCACCGACGAUCCCGUCACCGCUGACCAAUCCGUAUCAUCGCUCCAAGUCGGAGGCUCUCCUGGAGACAGAUUUCGAUGGGGAUGGUGGAACGGGUGAUCUGCAGCCCCUGCAAACUAACGGGCGAAGUCACAGCCAGCCGCUGGAAACGGCCAUGUGAAGGGUCGUCACCCAUUUCAUACCCUUAUUUAACAUUCACUUGACACUUUCACCUCUUUGCGGAACUGACAAAAUAUUUUUGAUAUUACUAGACUUCAUUCUUAGAUAAAAAAAAUAUGAAUUUUAAAAAUAUUAUUUCUUAUUUUUGUGUUCUAAAAAUAUUUGUUGUCAGCUUCGAUUAGGGUUUCAUUGCCACAGCUUCGUAGUUUUUAGUUUGCCUUUAAAGAUACUUUUAAAAUCGAGAUUACGAUAGAGAGAGACCAAGAGAGACGAACACGCCCGCCCGUUGUUUUUUUUGUGGUAAACUUAGAUCAUUCCAUCCAUUAGCCUUAAGCCUACGAUUAACUAUUGCCGAAACGAAUUAGCCCUAAGUUGUUGUAUAUAAACAGAAAAUAAAGCAAAACUUAAUGAAAAA
Molecule: messenger RNA, 10070 nt
Organism: Drosophila eugracilis
Lineage: Eukaryota; Metazoa; Arthropoda; Insecta; Diptera; Drosophilidae
Gene: bark
Product: protein bark beetle
Cellular component (GO): membrane
Source: RefSeq, a predicted model, not a curated record